UAGGGUGUGGGUAUUUCAAGUUAUCUCGCUUUGGGGUUCUUGAAUCGGUUUUAAUCUGAUAAGCAUUUGUGGAGUCUGUUGGUUUGGUGAAAUAUGACUAAUGUCGUGCUCAAAAAUCGAGUCUUUGCUCAAACUUUUCCUGGUGUUACAAGCUGUGAGAAGUGGUGGAAUACUCAAUUUUGGUAGCAAAAAAUUUAGAGCAGUAUGCGGUGGUUGAGUCUAUCGGUGGAUGUUUACCGCAGACUGAUUUCUUUGAACUUGUAUUGUAGGGUGAUUCUGUAAAUCAUGUCUUCUUCCUCUGUUUUUUUUGUUUUUCCAUUUAGCAUGUCAGGUAUUAAAAUUCCCUUUCCUUGAAAAGCUCUCUUGAAUUAGUUCUAGUUUACUUGUUUAGGCAUCAAAGGCCUCUUUCAUUUGAGAUACCAAGCGCCCCAAGGUUUUCUUGCGCUCCUCCUCCAUCUUACCUACUAAAUCUUUGUGUUCCUUUCCUUUUGAUUUCUCCGUGCUUUCAAUUGAUUUCCUGGUGGUCUGGUUCGUUUUUAGAGGAGAGAAUUGUAGGAAUGGUGUGUCAAGCAGCAACAAGAACCGCAUUCCGAGCUUUAAAACAUGAGAAUGGAAUUUCUGGUAGCACCACGAUAAUCAUUAGGGUCAUUGCUUGCUUCCAGCCAUUGCAAGAUUGCCAGGCUGAAUACUUCCGCCACCUCCUGAAGCCUGUCACGUAAAUUAUCCUCUCGAUUUGCAGUUCAUCUUCAAUCAAAAGAUCUUAGUUUUUUUUGUCUUCUUGUUUUGGUAGGCUUCUGGGAAUAAUUUUGCAUUACCAUUUGCGUGAGGUGAUUGAUUUGGGCAUUUGUUGAUGGAACAAGAAAAUAAUCCCCAGAUUAAUUCGCAGUCUACACUUUGGCAAUUUAGUAGCAUGAUCUCUGCUGGAAAUAAUACACAAUUUGUUACCAGGCCUCAGAACUCCAUUUCAAUGCUCUCCACUGCGUGUGUUAAUCCAUCUACUAGUCGCUUUCCACUAACUUAUUCAAUACCUUUCCCUGGUUUCUACACCGAUACUUAUUUCCCGAAGACCUCACCUUUGAUUCCUCCUCUGAUCUCAUCUCACAGGGCUCCUGAAUUGUUUAGCUCAGAUAAAAGAUACUUGGUUUCUGAUCAGCUAGUAGAUGGAAGGAGCUUCAUCUUAAGCUCAGUUAGUGUCCCCACUCCGUGCAUCAACUCUGUGAACCGAGGUUUCAAUCUUCAGGGAAAUACUGAAACUAGUGCAUCCAAUGGACAUGGAGUUGAUGAGAUGCAUGAAGACACAGAGGAAAUUGAUGCACUGUUAUAUUCAGAUUCCGACUUCAACAAUGGCGAUGAAGAAACUAGCACAGGACACUCUCCAGCUGAGCCUGAGAUAGUGGAAAGGACCUUUUCUGAGGUAGCUAGCUCUGUUCCUCCAACAAAGAGGAGGAGAGUUGAUGUGGAUGAUGAAUUUGAUGCAUCACUCAUAGAUACUGCUAGCUCCCAAGUACUCCAUUGCCCUGAUAUACCUACAGAACACAGGAACAAAGAGGAUGAUAACAACACUGCAUCUAGCCGCUUUGAAGUAGUAGGUCCUGAUCAGAACGAAGAGAACAGGCAAUUCAAACGAGCUAAAAUUCAGGAAACACUUGGCAUACUGAGAAAGAUCAUCCCUGGAGGGAAUUGCAAGGAUGCGGUCACCGUCCUCGAUGAGGCCAUCAACUAUCUCAAAUCGCUUAAGCUGAAGGUCAAAUUGUUGGAAAGUUUUCCUUAGCAUCUAUUCUAGGAGUGCCUUCUUACUAAUAUCUCAGAUGAGUUUAUCGUAAUGACUGAAGAUCAAAACUCUGCUGGAGUUUUGGGUCUUGAUGGUGGGGAAUGGAGGAUAUGAUGGUCCAAUAAACCAUGACCAUACCUCAGUGUUUGUUUGUGCGAGGGGAGGAUUCCAAAUUGUCGCAAAGCUUCUUUUGACCAAAUGGAAAUGAUGGAUUAUGCUUCGAGUGCGCGUGUGGGAUGGGUCUACACUACAGAAAGCAGGCCUACGCGCACCUGUUAUAUAUGUCAUCGUGAUUCUGACUUUAUCUCGGUGAAUGGGCUUCUUUAGACAGUAGAAUAGAAACGCAGUGAAAGAAUGAAGUCUCGUCAGGCAGUGCAACUUUAAUGAUUUUCUGUGAGCUGUGGAGGAUAUGGGGAAGGCAGUCUCAUUCAUUAUCUACCUUCUUUGGGGUCAUUAUUUAGAAUAUUUUGAAGACGAAGGCAUUCGGGCUGGAUGAUGAGUGGACGAGACUUGUGGUCUCCACUGAUCGGUUCCUUUUUUCACAAGUAGUGGAUGUCGCUGUCCUGUUGGAAGGUCUGGUUCUGGUUCAGCUAGUUAUAGGGCAGAUUUCUGAGGAAUGACUUUAUGAGAGCGUGAUACCCGUGGAGCUCUCAUUGCUUCCUGUUAUCCUUCCCCUCCCUUCGUGGUCAUUGCCAACUAUGGUGGCAGAUAUUGUGUGUUCCUGCUAAGACUUCGUGUGUUCAUGCGACGGUUUGCGGCCAUUGUUUCUGACCAGGCUUAGUCAUCUUCGACCUGAGCCGCCGCCCCACGAGCCAUCUUCUUCGCAUUGACUUGCAGUUGGCAUCUCCCUGCAUGAAACAGAUGCGUUGGCCAGGCCUUCGAUAUGUUUAUUGUACGUGGGUGGCUAUGCCUGUGCUUUGUUGUAGAACUCAUGUCCUACUUUUUGCUGGUGCUUCCAGAGAUGUAAAAUAUUUUAUUUAUGUUUGAAUUUUAUAUUAAUUUAAAUACUUUUUUAAGGUAA
Molecule: messenger RNA, 2792 nt
Organism: Zingiber officinale
Lineage: Eukaryota; Viridiplantae; Streptophyta; Magnoliopsida; Zingiberales; Zingiberaceae
Product: transcription factor bHLH143-like
Exons: 4
Coding region: 851-1771 (306 amino acids)
Molecular function (GO): protein dimerization activity
Source: RefSeq, a predicted model, not a curated record